GAAAACACAUAGCAAUACACGUGACAUGUGCACAUGCCAUAUAUAAAACAAAAUAGAAGUGAUAUUGGAGUUCAUUCUACGGAAACCUGUUGUACUCGAUUUAUUUUAUAAUUUCUGCGCGCGGCAUACGCAUUGAUAUAACAUCCGAUUUUUUUCACAAUUUAAAUAUUUAAAAACUAUUAAUUCCGUGUCGUUUACCUGGUUGGAGUUUGAGUUUUAAAUUUUCGAAAACCGGGAGAAAUGGAUAUACCUGCAAUAGGUACGUAUGCUUUAACCGGAGUUCCGUUGGAGAGUUAUAGUCAAAUGUCUUUUGUAAAUACGACGUUAAUCAACAAACAAAAUCACUUUUCGAUUUCACCUGCAGAUAUCACACAACCAAUAAUUUCCGUUCAGGCUACAGAAGAUCAAUUUAAUGCCAAAGAAGCGGCUGUAGAUGAUAAAUGUGCUCAAAGAGACCAGAUAGUUCCAACUUUAAGAUGUCCGUUAAAAAAUAACAAAUUCAUUGAGAUUAUAAUGAAAAAUAGUGAGGAAAGAAGGAAAGUUCUGAAUAAAUUGCUCGAAACAAAAAACAAAAAACAUCCAGUAGAAAUUUUUUUUGAGGGUCUUGCAAAGACGGUUAUGAGCCUUCCACCAGCUCUAGCUUCAGAGGCACAAUUAAAGAUAAAUAGCAUUCUGAUAGACUUAAAAUAUCGCUCACUUGAUACAAAGGCUCAUGGACAAGCCUUUGUUUCCUGCUCUCCCUCAAGAUAUCCUGCAUCGGAAUACUACUCACCUUCAUCUGCAACUCCCUCAAGUAAAUAUUGUCAAUCGUAUAAUUUGAAUUAACAGUUUUAUGAUGAGUCAGACCCAGGAACUUGAGGUGUUUUAAUUUUUUUCUUUUGGUCCAAUACAUUGUGCUCGUCUCUACGGAAAUACGAAAUCUAAAAUCUAAUGGUAGUAUAAUGGUACAAUUUUAAUUUUGCAAUUUAUAGGAAUUUUGUGAUAAAAUAACUUAAUGAUAAUUGUUUGAUGUUAUUUGGUGAUGUAUAAUACAUUUUUAUACUUUCUAAGGAAAUAUAUUGCAUUUUUGUUAUACUUUAGCAAUUGCAGUACCAACUUAUGUUAUAACAAUCUAAUUUAAAUUAAUACGGAGUAGGUACCUAGUAGUGAAUAGACACUAUUUUUUUUAUAAAAUCGAAAUGAAAAAAUAGGUUUUCACUUAGAUUAACCCUUUGAUGCUCUUAUAUCUUAAAUUGAUCAUAAAAAUCAAUAUUUUCUUGUAUAAUUGUAGGUAU
Molecule: messenger RNA, 1274 nt
Organism: Myzus persicae (green peach aphid)
Lineage: Eukaryota; Metazoa; Arthropoda; Insecta; Hemiptera; Aphididae
Exons: 2
Coding region: 241-825 (194 amino acids)
Source: RefSeq, a predicted model, not a curated record